AUGACGGCAGCCGUUUGUACCAAUCGAGGCGACUCAUGCCGACAAGGCGGUCUUGCUAAUGAUGGUGACGUGGAUAAUGACGGCCGGCGAAGCAUGAACCAACAGAGUGCGGACCUUCGAAACUGGCAUAAAUGGGCGGAUCACCUGUCGAAGUACCAUAAAUUGGCUGCGCCCAAAUACUGCUUUUGCCAGGGACUAGCGUCUACAAUUAUGGUCGAGGCCGGUAUUUUGGUUAAGCCACAGAGAGCCUAG
Messenger RNA from Protopolystoma xenopodis, 252 nucleotides. NCBI's taxonomy places the organism in Eukaryota, Metazoa, Platyhelminthes, Monogenea, Polystomatidea, Polystomatidae. The record is from the annotation of a GenBank genome assembly.